Molecule: messenger RNA, 1039 nt
Organism: Nomia melanderi (Alkali bee)
Lineage: Eukaryota; Metazoa; Arthropoda; Insecta; Hymenoptera; Halictidae
Source: RefSeq, a predicted model, not a curated record
UCGGGGCGUGUUGCAGGUGAAGAAAUUGCUCUCGUUCAUCAAGGAGGAUUGGCAACGAUACGAAAACCUGCCAGAGCAUCGGAUUUUACAGAAAUACAGUGUACACGGCAGACUGUUCGUUCUACUUUACGGAGGAUACCUCUCCAUGGCCACCCUGAUAUUCCUGGCGCUUCCGAUGCCAGAAAUGAUCAAGGACAGCAAGAACCGCAAAAACCUUACGGACCUGCGACUCUUAUUUCCAAUGGAGUACAACGUUGACCACGGGAAAUAUUACCAUUCGAUUAUAGCGCACAGCUACUGCAUAACCCUGCUAACGGUCAUUUCCAUCGUCGCAGCGGAAUCGUUCUUUAUCAUAGUUAUUCAACAUUCCGUAAUCUUAUUCACUAUCAUAGGAUUUCAGAUGAAAACAGCGCACGUUUUGGACGAGCGAAUCCUCUACCGAGGCGACCAGUGGAAAGCUCCGACGGCCACGAAAUUCUCCGCGCAAGAAGAAAUACUCGUCUAUCGAAAAAUUGUACGCUCGAUCGUGGAGCAUAACAGGGCGCUCGAAUACGUGUCGCUUGUCCAAUCAACAUUCUCGACGGCGAUAUUCUUCCAAAUUUUCUUCAACGUCGUCUGCAUGAGCGUCAGCGCGGUGGAGAUAUUAAUGAGCGCGGCGGACUUGGACGUCGUGUUGGGAAUGUUGCUCUGGCUGGUGGGCCAGGAAAUGCAUUUAUUCUUCCUCUGCCUUUCUGGACAGAGGAUCACCGACUCUUGCGAGAACGUGUACAAUGACGCCAUCGAGUGCCUGUGGUAUACAUUCUUCGCGAAGAGCAAGGUGAUUUAUCGGUUCUUGAUUAUGAACAUUGCGACGCCUCGCCAACUGGUCGCCAUGAAGCUGCUGGUACUGAACAUGCAAACCUUCCAAGCGGUGACGCGUUUGGCCGCAUCAUAUUUCACGGUUCUAUCUGCAACGUUAUAAGUGUACACCACACCUGCGUACUCUCGCUGCUUCGCAACGGGCCAAGUAUCUUCGGUGUAGACAUUCCACAAUGAGAUG